UUCAGUGUUACGCAACCUAUGCGGAAGCUAGAAGGAUUCUCACAGAAGCAUUGUUCCUGAUUUGUGUGCAGCGAGGUAUAUUAACAUCAUACUGCCCUGGGUUCUUUGAUAUUCUCCCGAUUUAUAGCUUGGUUAGAGGGUCGUAUUUGCUGCUCCAAAAUGCUUUGUGCGGCGGCAGCAGAGAGAAAUAAAGAGCCCAUUUCGUCAGUCCUUAGGGACUGCAUCGAGCCUAGUCGUCCCCUCAAAGCGUUGGAGAUCUCGUCAGGUUCAGGUCAACAUAUUGUGCACUUUGCCCAAGCGUUCAAAAAUGUUACAUGGCAGCCUUCCGAUGUUGAUGUGCAAUCUAUUUCCAGUAUACAGGCGUACCGUAAUCACCUGAAGCUUGACAAUGUAAAGUCAGCAAUUCACCUGGAUGCUUCUCAGUCAUGGGAGAACUGGAGUGGGUUUGAGCCCGACUCCCUGGACAUAGUGAUCAACCUCAACAUGAUACACAUAUCUCCUAUAGCCUGUACGAAGGGCUUAUUCAAAGGUGCAGGAGUAAUCUUGAAACCACAAGGACUGCUCCUAACUUACGGGCCCUACUCAGUGAAUGGAGUGAUCACACCGCAAAGCAAUGUUGACUUUGAUUACAGCUUGAGACAAAGGAAUCCUGAGUGGGGUUUGAGAGACGUCUCUUUUCUCAAUUCCCUGGCAGAAGAAAAUGGACUGUUUCUUCAGAAGAUGGUUGAUAUGCCUGCAAAUAACAAGUGCCUCCUGUUUCGUAAGGAAAGCCAAGUAUAACUCAGUAUUUUUGCCAAGUUUUAAAAUUGAUUCUCAGUGCACUUUGUAAAUAAGCCUGCCAAACUGAAUAAAAUACCGCUUAAUGUUUGA
Molecule: messenger RNA, 870 nt
Organism: Clupea harengus (Atlantic herring)
Lineage: Eukaryota; Metazoa; Chordata; Actinopteri; Clupeiformes; Clupeidae
Gene: mettl26
Product: methyltransferase like 26
Source: RefSeq, a predicted model, not a curated record